AUGGCGUUCCCCUCCGUGCUUGCCCCGUCCUUGCUGCGUCCGCCCGGCCGCGGCUGCCCCGCCACGAUGCGGCUGCCUCGCCGCGGUGCGUCUGCCCCGCCACGCCGUGGCCGCCUCGCUGCGUCCGCCCCGCUCGCCGCGCCACCACGGCCGCCCCUGCUCGCCACGCCACCGCGGCUGCCCCUGCUCGCCAACGGAGGGAGCUCCACGGGGAACCCGCCGGUGCCAUGGCUAUGGGCCCGAGCUCGAUCCGCACGCCAGGCCGCGCGAAGGCCGCCCCGCCGCGGGCCUCCACCGCCGCCGCCCCUGCUCGAGCUUGCGCCGUCCCGCCCCGAGGGAGAGGGGAGAAGGGGUGCUGUCGCCGCCGCGACGAGCUGGAGCAGCCGCGGCGAGACGAGCUCCAGCCGAAGCAGGGGCGCCGCCGCGGCGGCGAGCCCGCACGCUGCCCACGCCCGCCCGUCUGCUCCGUCCACACUGCGUGCCGCCCACGCCUGCGCAGACGCCGGUGCCACGGCCGCCGGGAUAGGAGGUGGAGGGACGAGGGGCGGCGGAGGGAGAGGGGGCGGCACGGUGGCCCGCCUCGCUGCCUCCCCGCCCUCUCCGGCGGAGGGAGCGGGGGCGGCACGGCAGCUCGGGAGGAGGGAGGGCGCCAAGUCCGCCUCGCCAUGGACGGCGCGGGCGUGGGAGGAGGAGGGAGGAGGAGGGGCGCCGAAUGCCGGAGCAGAGAAGAGCUGA
Molecule: messenger RNA, 735 nt
Organism: Panicum virgatum (switchgrass)
Lineage: Eukaryota; Viridiplantae; Streptophyta; Magnoliopsida; Poales; Poaceae
Product: translation initiation factor IF-2-like
Exons: 1
Coding region: 1-735 (244 amino acids)
Source: RefSeq, a predicted model, not a curated record